GCUUGUUUGCGACAUGUUUGCUGGUGCUUAAGAGAUAUAUUUUUGCGGAACAAUCAGUAAAAAAAAAUUGGCGGGAGUUAGGAAUCCAAGUUAAAGAAACGAAUAUAGAAUGGGGAUGUUUCAACGCAAUCAUUAAAUCUGGAGCUCUAUAACCCAAAAACUUGAUAACGCAGGUUGUUAGAAUAUUAUCUGUUCUAACCAUGUGUAACUAUUGGGUUAUAACCUGAUUAAAUGGCAUUCAAUUAUGCAUGAAGUAAAUAAAAACUCGUCUCAGACUGACGCAUCCAAAUGCAAGACUGCUACUAAGAAAAAGUUGUAAUAACCUCUAUAAACCCGUUCAGUCAACCGAUUGAGAAUUAGUUAUCUUGGAAACUCACUGCAAGAUGUUAGCCGCUGCUAAAGUUUUCUAUAUUAUAUAUGGAGUAUUGCCAGUAUUCUUAACAGCAAUUCAGGGCCAAGAAGACUGCGGAAGACUGCGGGAGAGCCAGCUGUACGAUCGUAAUAAGAUUACGUCACCGGAUGAGUACACCUGGAUUGGCCGAGUGGGCUAUAAGAACUCAGUUAAUGGAACCAUAGAAUUCCACUGCCUUUCGGUGCUGAUCCACCGGCAGUUUGCGAUUCUUCCGGCCCAUUGUCUGCUAAAUAUACCAAAUUCCGAUGCCACAUUCAUCCUUUUUGGAGACUGGCAGGCCAAACAGAACUUCAUUGAAGGUGAUUGUCGCAAGGUGAAGGAAUUCUUAAAGUGCACAUCACCCCCGCAGAUGGUGGAUAUUGAAGAACUGGUGGUGCAUCCCCAAUAUAAAUCAUCAGGGACUUUGAAUGGGCUCAACUUCAACAUCGCCCUGGCCAAACUGGAGAGGAUCGUGGAGUUCACAGACUUCGUACAGCCCAUAUGUUUGCCCCCUGUUGGCGAGGAUAAGGACAAACAUAUAGGUCAGAGGUUAGAGUGGGCGGGAUUUGAUAAAGCUCGAGAUGUGGAGGACUUGGAGUUGAAGAACUUAGAUGAUGAGUGGCGUGUGAAGACGCAGCUACAAAUAGCCAGUCUACAAUUCUGCAACUCAACGAUUUGGAACCGUCGACCACUAUUUGAGAAUCAUUUGUGCUCGGUGGGAGACAAGAAAAGCGGUCUUCUUUGGGGAUCUCCUCUGAUGGCCUUCGAAGUGUUCGAUGGAAAGCCAAGAAACUUCUACUUGGUCGGAAUACAAAUCAGUUCCAUUUCGGCACCUGGUGAGGAUCUCGACUCGUUCUUAUUUAUGCGCAUCUUGCCAUUUAGGAGUUGGAUUCAGAAAAAUAUUAAAUAUAACUAGGAAAAACACUCAAGUGAUAGAUGAGUCAAUAGUUAUCGCUAAUAAUAGAAUAAUUGAAUCAUAAAAAUCCAUUGAAUAAUCAUGUUAAGGUAUUUUUAAGCUUUAAAAAAAUUAAAAACUAUCUGAUGUUGAACAUUCUUUAAUUCUAUUAAUUUUAUUUAAAUACCAAUUGUAUUGAAAUCAUAAUUUUCUUGCCUGACUUCAGGUAAUAUUAUAGUUUUUUUAACUGAUGUAAAGAUUUUGUUAGAAGUUAAAAUGAGAGAUCGAGAAUAAUCAUUAUUACUAGUCUACUAUAAUUUAAAAAAAAUUUUCUUUA
Molecule: messenger RNA, 1623 nt
Organism: Drosophila subpulchrella
Lineage: Eukaryota; Metazoa; Arthropoda; Insecta; Diptera; Drosophilidae
Product: phenoloxidase-activating factor 1-like
Exons: 2
Coding region: 384-1307 (307 amino acids)
Biological process (GO): proteolysis
Molecular function (GO): serine-type endopeptidase activity
Source: RefSeq, a predicted model, not a curated record